UAAUAUUGUAUUGCAUUUUGCUUCAUCAAUGACCUCCGGUGCCAUUACAACUGUAGCUUCACUGCCAGUAGAUAUUGCCAAAACUAGAAUCCAAAGCAURAAAAUUAUUGAUGGAGUACCAGAAUAUACUGGCACAAUAAAUGCAAUGGUAAAAGUUGUGAAGAAUGAAGGUUUCCUCAAUUUGUGGAAGGGCAUUGUGCCAUAUUUUGCUAGAAUUGGACCUCAUACCGUAUUAACAUUUAUAGCUUUAGAAAAGUUCAAUGAGGCAUAUAAAGUUGCCGUGUAUGAACGUCAGUCAAAAAAAUAAAUAUUAAAAUAGUUAUUAACUAAAUAAAUAAUUUAUCCAUAGGUACAUUCUUACGAUUUAUA
Diuraphis noxia (Russian wheat aphid) is the source of this 369-nucleotide messenger RNA. Its product is annotated as mitochondrial 2-oxoglutarate/malate carrier protein-like. The record is from RefSeq and is a predicted model, not a curated record. Gene Ontology annotation, biological process: transmembrane transport. NCBI's taxonomy places the organism in Eukaryota, Metazoa, Arthropoda, Insecta, Hemiptera, Aphididae.